This is a messenger RNA of Linum trigynum, 2439 nucleotides long. Lineage: Eukaryota; Viridiplantae; Streptophyta; Magnoliopsida; Malpighiales; Linaceae. The record is from the annotation of a GenBank genome assembly.
AUGCAUCCUUUCAGCUGUACUUCUACUGUAUCAGACAACUCCCCGACCGCGAAUCCCCUGCCCGAUCUUCCCAUGGCCAUCACCGCCAGAUCCGACCCGACGCCCCGAUCGCCCGCCGCAGCUCCGAACCACAUUCACUUGGCGGAUCAUCUUCAAAAUCAUCAUCAUCAUCUUCACCACCACCGUGCCACCGCCUCCAUAGAUUCGGUCAUCAGCAACGUCGGCAGAAACAGCCACAGGAUAUCUACCCUCGCCAAUUCGGCGUCGGGGAGGGAGCAGCCGGUGGAUGUCAAGAUCAACGACAUAGUAGGGAACGGGAUUUCCGGGAUUCUGUACAAGUGGGUGAACUACGGCAAAGGUUGGAGGCCGCGGUGGUUCGUUUUGCAGGACGGCGUGCUGUCCUAUUACAAGAUUCACGGGCCUGAUAAGAUCGCCGUCAAUCUGGAGACCGAGAAAGGAUGCAAAGUCAUUGGGGAAGAGUCCGUCAGGAGGAUUUCCAAGGCCGAGAAUGGAACCCCCAACCAGCAGAGGCGGAAUCCUGUUGGCGAAGUUCAUCUCAAGGUGUCCACGAUCCGAGAGAGUAGAUCGGAUGACAAGAGGUUCUCGAUAUUCACGGGGACUAAGCGGCUCCAUCUGAGAGCUGAGACGACGGAGGAUCGUUUGGCAUGGAUGGAGGCGUUGCAGGCGGUCAAAGACAUGUUCCCUAGGAUAUCUAACAGUGAAUUAAUGGCUCCCGUGGAAACCGUGGCUGUAUCCACGGAAAAGCUGAGGCGGAGGCUUGAAGAAGAGGGUGUUAGGGAAGAGGUGAUUCAGGAGAGUGAGCAGAUCAUGAUGAGUGAGUUCACAGCUUUGCAGAACCAGAUGCUUCUGUUGAAGCAGAAACAUUGGCAACUCAUUGAAACACUGCGGCAGUUAGAGACAGAAAAAGUUGAUUUGGAGAAUACGGUUGUUGAUGAGAGCCAAAGACAGAAUGAUCAAGGUACAUCAUCUAGGACAACUCAAGACAAGUUUAGUGAUGCCAGUGCAAGUGGAUCUGAUGAUGAUAAUGAAAGAGUAGGUGCUGCUGAGGAGGAAACAGAUGAUGAGGAGAAUACCUUUUUCGAUACUCGUGACUUUCUGUCAUCGUGUUCUUUCAAAAGCAAUGGAUCUGAUUACCGGACAUCUUCUUUCUCUUCAGAAGAUGAAGGACUGCGCGCUCUUGAGCCAGAUGAUGAGAUUGACUCUUCAAUUAAGUCUACUGGUCUUAAUUAUCCUCAUAUUAAGCGCCGUAAAAAGUUACCAGAUCCAAUUGAAAAGGAAAAAGGUGUCAGUCUUUGGUCAAUGAUUAAGGAUAACAUUGGGAAGGACCUCACAAAAGUCUGUCUACCUGUUUACUUCAAUGAGCCUCUCUCCUCUCUUCAGAAGUGUUUUGAAGAUCUGGAGUACUCUCACCUCAUUGACAGAGCUUGUGAAUGGGGAAGAAAGGGUAACAGUCUGAUGAGGAUUCUUAAUGUAGCUGCCUUCGCAGUUUCUGGAUAUGCCUCAACAGAAGGAAGAAUAUGCAAACCGUUUAAUCCACUGUUAGGUGAAACAUACGAGGCUGAUUUUCCUGAUAAAGGACUUCGUUUUUUCUCCGAGAAGGUCAGUCACCAUCCAAUGAUUGUAGCAUGUCACUGUGAGGGGACAGGAUGGAAGUUUUGGGGAGACAGCAAUUUGAAAAGCAAAUUUUGGGGUCGCUCUAUACAACUUGAUCCUGAGGGUCUUUUGACAUUGGAAUUUGAUGACGGAGAAGUUUUCCAAUGGUCUAAGGUUACAACGUCAAUAUACAAUCUGAUACUGGGGAAGCUAUACUGUGACCAUUACGGUACAAUGCGUAUAGAAGGAAACCGAGACUUUUCGUGUAAGCUGAAGUUUAAGGAGCAAUCUAUCAUAGACAGAAACCCUCACCAGGUACAAGGAGUAGUAGUGGAUAGGAGUGGGAAAACUGUAGCAACUCUAUUUGGGAAAUGGGACGAGAGCAUGCAUUAUGUUCUUGGUGGCGGCAAGGGCAAAGGGUUCGAGCCACUGGAAGAAGCUCAUACACUGUGGAGACGAAGCAGCCCACCAAAGAUCCCUACUAGAUAUAACUUGACCCGCUUCGCCAUAACAUUGAAUGAGCUCAUCCCAGGGCUCAAGGAGAAGUUGCCACCAACAGAUUCAAGGCUAAGGCCCGAUCAAAGGUACUUAGAAAAUGGGGAGUUCGAGAUGGCGAAUUCUGAGAAGUUGAGGCUGGAACAGCGCCAGCGCCAGGCACGGAAGAUGCAGGAGAGGGGUUGGAGACCGCGUUGGUUUGCCAAGGAAAAUGGAAGCGAUACAUACCGCUAUGGUGGUGGAUACUGGGAGGCGAGAGAGAAAGGGAGGUGGGACUCCUGUCCAGAUAUUUUCGGUCAAGUCCCCGCUGAUCAGCUUCUCCUUGACUAG